CGAUGACCUCUGUAUCGUACGAUUCCUAUAUACUAGGAGAGAAAUGUCGUGAAAACUACCUCGACGGGACGCGACGGUAUGCUACCAUCACUUAUAGGGUAGUCAUUAUAGGUGGGCCAACGUCUCAACGACGGCUCGUCCCCAGGGGCAUCCGCAGUUAGCGGCACGGCAAUGCAAGACAUGGCUGGUUGAGAUGCCGUCUCCCGCUUCCGUGCUCAGUACUUACCUAAAAGAAAGAGAGAAAUAGGUGAAUUGUGACCAAAAAUGGCGAGUAGGAAAAUGUGGAGCCGGCAGAUGAUGGCAUCAAGGCCCCACUAUAACGGCUCCGGAUCUCGGAGCCAUGAUCUCCUCUCCCAAGGUACGACCUCCUUAACCUCGCCAAGGUGUUCCAAAGGGUAGGAAUUAGGCAUCGAUCUACGAAUACGGAUUGUCUACUGCCGUGCAAAUCCUUUUUCAUUCACAAUGGCAACCCCCCUGAAAAUCGCCGUUCUUGAUGACUACCAGGGGCUCUCAGAGACUACCUUCAAGGCGCUGGACUCGUCGUCAUACGAGGUCACAACUUUCAAGGACACACUGCUCCCGUACAACCACCCUGGCACCCCACAGGAUGUCAAAGACCAGCUAGUCAAGAGGCUCGAGCCCUUCAAUGUGAUCUGCACCAUGAGGGAGCGGACGCCCUUCCCAGCCGACCUCAUCGCCAGGCUCCCGAACCUCAAGCUGCUGCUGACCACGGGCAACCGCAACGCGGCGCUAGACCUAGGCGCCCUGAAGGCGCGCGGCAUCCCCGUCGCCGGCGCCCUCGACACCGCGGCCAGGACGGCCGGCGUCGACAGCACGACGGAGCACUGUGUCGCCUUGAUCCUUGCUGCGGCGCGCAACAUCGCCCAUGACGACCUGUCCGUCAAGUCCGGGGGCUGGCAGACGUCGUACGCGCUCGGACUGGCGGGGAAGGUCUUCGGCACGGCCGGGCUCGGCCGGCUGGGCGUCAAGGUCGCGAAGAUCAUGAACCAGUCGUUUGGGAUGCGGGUCGUGGCGUGGAGUAGAAACCUGACGCAGGAGGCGGCGGAUGAGCAGGCCAGGCUGGCUGGGUUGCCCGUGGAGGACUCGGAUGGGGAGAAGACCUUCAAGGUGGUGAGCAAGGAGGAGCUCUUUAAGACGGCGGACGUGCUCAGCCUCCACCUUGUGCUGUCGGACCGGUCGAAGGGUAUCAUCUCCUCGGCGGACUUGGCCCUCAUGAAGCCCACGGCCAUAUUUGUCAACACCUCGAGGGGUCCGCUUGUGGUGGAGCAGGAUCUCCUCGACACUCUCAACAAGGGUCGGAUACGCGCGGCGGCACUCGAUACAUUCGACCUCGAGCCCCUACCCCUCGACAGCAAGUGGAGGACGACAAGCUGGGGCCGUGAUGGGAGGAGCCAGGUUCUCCUCACUCCCCAUAUGGGUUAUGUAGAGAAGGGGGCGCUAGAUGUUUGGUAUCAGCAGCAGGUGGAGAAUAUCAAGCGCUGGCAAAAGGGGGAGGCGCUGACAUUGAGCCUUUACUAAGCUUGUCAAAGUGAGAUAUGUCGUCAAUUCGCAAUCAGAAACCAGAUCUUUUCUGAGGAUAUCCUUUAGCUAGUUAUCUAGGAAGAUGUAAUGUGUUCUUAGGUAUUAGGAUAAAUAUAUCAGGCGGACACGUCUCUAGGGGAACAUUCUAAUUACCCUAUUAUUUGUCCACGUAGCAGCGGUUUACUCUGACU
This is a messenger RNA of Phialemonium atrogriseum, 1733 nucleotides long. RefSeq names its product D-isomer specific 2-hydroxyacid dehydrogenase. The transcript is spliced from 2 exons. The record is from RefSeq and is a predicted model, not a curated record. Gene Ontology annotation, molecular function: oxidoreductase activity, acting on the CH-OH group of donors, NAD or NADP as acceptor; NAD binding. The coding region runs from base 463 to 1539 and encodes 358 amino acids. NCBI's taxonomy places the organism in Eukaryota, Fungi, Ascomycota, Sordariomycetes, Cephalothecales, Cephalothecaceae.